AUGGCGUCCUCAACCCAACUCCGGACGACCCAAGAAGGCGGAGACUAUGGCACAGGUUCAGGCUUUGGGAACAUAGUAGUAAUACUCGCCGGAGUAUCUGCUCUGGUGGCAAUCAUCAUUACCAUCGUCUCGAUCCUCCUCCAGUCCAAGAACUACCGCAAACCCCUCCUCCAACGCCACGUCGUCCGUAUCAUGAUGCUCGUCCCCCUCUUCUCCUUGGCCAGCUGGGCCUCCCUCACCAGCCUCAAAGUCGCCUUCUGGAUCGACCCCUUCCGCGACGUCUACGAAGCCUUCGUCCUCUACACCUUCUUCCAGCUGCUGGUCAACUUCCUCGGCGGCGAGCGGAGCUUGAUCAUCAUGAUGCAUGGGCGUCCGCCGGUGUCCCAUCUAUGGCCCGUCAAUAAGAUUCCAGGAAUGCAUAAGGUGGAUAUUAGUGACCCGCACACGUUUCUGGCGGUCAAGAGGGGGAUAUUGCAGUAUGCGUGGAUUAAGCCGCUGCUGGCUAUUGCGACAAUUGCCAUGAAAGCUACGGGCACAUUUAAAGAUGGGAUUAUCGGGGUGAGUUCGGGGUAUUUUUGGACGAGUUUAAUAUACAACAUCAGUAUCUGCUGGUCGCUCUAUGAUCUGGCGCUGUUUUGGGUGUGCAUGAGCGCAGAUCUGCAGCCUUUCAGGCCGAUGCCGAAGUUUUUGUCAAUCAAGGGCAUCAUCUUCGCGAGCUGGUGGCAGGGCUUUUUUCUGUCGAUUUUGGUCUGGCUGGGUGCGAUACCUUCCGUUGGAGGCGGCUAUACUGCGGACAACCUCGCGGUGGCGAUUCAGGAUGCUCUGAUCUGCUUUGAGAUGCCGCUGUUUGCUAUCUCGCACUGGUAUGCUUUCAGCUGGAAGGACUACGCGGAUCAGACGAUUUCAGACGCCAGGAUGCCGAUGAGGUUCGCUUUCAGGGACAUGUUUGGCCCGAGAGACUUGAUUGAAGACGCGAAGGAGACGUGGUCGGGCAAUAAGUACGAGUACCGCUACUUCGAUGCUGAGGACAAUGUUCUUGCACACGAGGACUCUACCAGCCGAAAAGCAAGGAUGGCCGAGGGCAUGCGGUAUGAGCGAGGAGGAAGAGGGAAGUACUGGAUUCCUGCAUCAGAACCGGCGAGUGCGAAACAGCCACUCCUCGCUCGCUUCGCAGAUAGCCAUGCGAGAACGAUGAGUCCCGGCAAUCGUCAAGAAACCGGCAGCAGUCGAUCAAGCAGCCAUGUGAAGACGUACGGCACUGGUGCUGGAUCCGAUGAACUUGAACUGGAUGCCGAAGAGGAGAGACUGUACACGUCUGCGCGAGCACUGGAGUUCGGCGACUGGAAUUAUCCUGUAAUCAACACACACUACGCCACCCGUCAGGAUCAGCGAAACGCAGACCCGAAUAUGCUCUCGGGAUCAACAAACCGCAAUAUUCUGCAGCCUACGAAGGAGAACAAGCGCAGGCGGCAAAGCAGAAUACAAGACAUGAAGAAAGAAGUGCACCAGCAUAACGAACCAGGAAGCUCCUCAUCCCACCGCGGCAGUUCGAGCAGCGGCGACGGCUCCACGAUGGCCAAAGGCAAAGAGAAGCUCCAAUCUGUCCCCGUCGUUGGCCCGAUCCUUGAGCGCGCCAUUUCCACCGAAUCGGCUGAGUCCCACUCUUCACAACUUGUAGAUCUUGUCAUCGAAGACGAAGAAGCAGAACAAAUCGACCGCGUCCGAGCGCGAAAAGAAGGCGGACCAGGCUGGAACAGCGUCGAGCAGCGACACUAUGUCAAGACGUUCCCGGGUCAAGACGAGGCGGAGGAAGUCCGGCAGGGUUUCAAUCCUGAUAAGCCAGAACAAAAGGUCAGGGAUGCUACGCAUACACUUGAUGCGCCGCCGGACGAUAUGUUAGCGACGAAUGAGGCGCAGGGGAAGGAUGAGACGGGUGCAGAGCAGCCUUGGGAGGAGAGGAGGUACAGUGGGGAGGGGGCGUUUGAUGAUGAGCGGGCUGCUUGGGGGAGUAAGUGA
Messenger RNA from Saxophila tyrrhenica, 2016 nucleotides. RefSeq lists its product as uncharacterized. The coding region runs from base 1 to 2016 and encodes 671 amino acids. Gene Ontology annotation, molecular function: transporter activity. Lineage: Eukaryota; Fungi; Ascomycota; Dothideomycetes; Mycosphaerellales; Extremaceae. The transcript is spliced from 2 exons. Gene Ontology annotation, cellular component: membrane. Gene Ontology annotation, biological process: transport. The record is from RefSeq and is a predicted model, not a curated record.